AAAAGAAUUAAAAGGUACAAUAUGCGAGAUCUAUUGGUUUUACUACUUUUUUUAUCAUCAUGCCGUGCCAGAUUGCUUGAACUAGAAUUAGAAGACUUCCAGGGUGUUGGUCGAUCUAUCGUGACAAGACAAAAUGCUUCCGAUGGUAAAGUCGUCCACCUUUUAUACGAUAAUAUAAUCCGGUAUGAAAUGUGCGUUCAUUCUCCGCUUGAAAUGACUAUAUCUAAUAUUUUCUUUUCCAACGACGCCGACAAUAAAGGUGACGAAAUUAGCGUUUACAUGGAUGAAAAACUUGUUGGUUCCUUUAAAACAAACCAACCAGAGUUAUUAAGACUUUCGGAAUGGAAUAAUUUCCGCCCUAGUGGAGUAAUUGGCGAAUCUUUUCGUUUGGACUAUGGGCGUCAUAUGCUUACAAUCCGGGUAACACAAGCAGAUGACUUUGGUGUUGAGUUGGACAAUAUCCAGUUCGAAGUUGGAAACGCUAUCAUUACAAAUAGAAAUCUUACAUGCGAUGUGUAUUGUUUUGAUGACAUCAACUUUGAAACUCCCCGUGCUGCUGCCGAUAUUGAUGGGUUUAAAAUAAAGAAAUUUAAUAAAGCAACUGUUUGUGCAGAGGAAGAGAAUGUAAAAGUAGCUUUCUACCAUGACACAGCAUCCAAUUUCCAAAUAAAGGCAACAAGACCAAAAUAUGCAACGUGUUCAAAUAGCAGAGAGGCCGAUUUUAGGGACUGUAAACUUGCAAGUCCUGCAUGGAAAUUUAAUGACGUGCAACUUAGUUCCGGUCCACCAAUAGUACAUAAAACACAUCGUGCGUCCCUGACUGUUGAUAAUUCUGAAACAAGUGCACGAGUUGCAGUAACAUUUGACAUGUCUGGAUUUUCCAUUACCCGUGGACAGGGGGAAAGACAAACUGCCGGAAAGUUGUUUGUUAUGCUUGGAAAAUUAGACACUACAGAGGCAGCAUUCGCCAAAGUGUCAUACUUGGGAAGAACAGGACGAUUAGAACAAGGCACUGAAUUCACAUUUGACCAAGAAUUCCCUUCAAACGUUUGGGAAAUUCCAGAUAACUUCUGGGGCGAUAAUAAUGGUAAUAAAAUAAUCAUAGAAAUUAAUACUGUUGACAAUACUUUCAACGGAGUAUAUGUUAAGGAAAUAAGAUUAGAAAAACGAGACAUGCAAGUUCGUCCAUUUAUCAUAUAUAAUGACGGAAUAUUUUUGUUCGAAGGUUUACACAGAGAUCCGUGGUGGUUAAAGCAAACAGCAAUGAAAGUCAAUAUGGUAGAAGGUGGGGUUUCCGGUAAAGUUUUCGAUGACGUAGCUAAUCUCCGAUUGUACAUGAAAAAACCUUAUGAUGAUGGUUAUUCUCAAAUUUUUGUCAUCCACGAUGAUGGUCAUAGUCGCGUACAGCCAGUAACCCCACACGGCAUGGACUGGACACCGUUUGGUUCUUCACUUGUAAUUGGCCCAACUAGUCCCAACGUACAGCGUCCAUUUGUAUCCAUAAAAUCAAUUGAUUUAGUACCAAGCAAGUUAAUGAUGACGAUUAGAUAUCAUGACGAGUCUUCCCUGGUACUCAAAGUGGUAGCGUCGCCAACAGAAACUAUCGUUAAAAUCCGCAAAUAUAAAACAACAAAAGAUCGUAACCAAAAUGCCCUCUUCACAUUUUUGUCGACUUGGGUCCAAAACGGAUACUCGUAUGUUGAUCACAUGUCUGUAGAUGGUGGAGUAGGAGAUGGUAUAAUGAAAGAUUUUGUUGGUGGUGACACAAGGCUUGGAACAAGAGCAAAUUUCUACAGAAAAUGUCUCUCACGUUUAAAUACACAGAGUCCUGAUAUUGAAAUCACAGUUCAUGGUGUCUCUGGUGAUGAAGAUUAACUUUCUGUGCUUCUUUAUGCUCUGUAGGAACAUAACAUUUUAGGUUUCUACUAUAAACAUUUUUAUUUUUAUAGGAAUAAUGUAUAUGUACAGUAGUCAUAUUAAAAAAAGAAUAGAAGUUCA
Messenger RNA from Mytilus californianus (California mussel), 1998 nucleotides. RefSeq lists its product as uncharacterized. The record is from RefSeq and is a predicted model, not a curated record. The transcript has a single exon. The coding region runs from base 22 to 1875 and encodes 617 amino acids. Lineage: Eukaryota; Metazoa; Mollusca; Bivalvia; Mytilida; Mytilidae.